CAGCUGUUGCGCCUUUUAAGUAAGCAUUGCAGCAGACAGUGCGCGUGAGUCAGUAAGAGAAGCAAUGUAAAACGGCUGCAAAUAUUCAAUACCGACUAUUGGAUGCUGAACAUAGACAUGUAAGCAAAAGCCCACAAGUCCUUAUAAAGUUAAGACGUCAUUACCAUUGGAUAAAUAAAGAUGCCCUAAUUGUAUAUAUUCAUAAGGUUAGGGUUGGUUAAUCGUGACUAGCUGAGCGUCAGAAUGUCUCGUACGAACCGAUUAUUAAUAAACAAUGCUGAAACUUGUGUGGAUGAAAUGCUGCAGAGCAUUGCUUGGCAGAAUCCCGGUCAAAGGCUGCUCAAGGGGCACAGGGUAAUAAUACGUGAAGAUGCUGCUGAUUUUUGUAGCUCUGGUCACGUUUCUACUAUUUGUGGUGGUGGUUCUGGCCAUGAACCAUUUAGUGCUGGAUUUGUUGGCCGUGGUAUGCUUACUGCAGCAGUGGCAGGCUCUGUGUUUGCUUCCCCUCCACCCAAUGAUAUUCUUGCUGCAAUUAAUGCUGUUGCUUCACCAGCCGGUACUCUUCUAAUAGUGGCCAACUACACGGGCGAUAGGCUGAAUUUUGGCAUUGCUUUGGAAAGGGCUAAGGCAGCUGGAAAAAAGGUUAAUAUGGUGGUUGUUGGUGAGGACUGUGCACUUGAAAGCCAAGACAAAACUGCUGGAAGACGUGGCCUUGUAGGGAUAGUGAUCGUUAUGAAACUUGCAGGUGCACUUGCUGAACAGGGAAGGUCCUUGGAUGAAAUUACGCAGGCGUGCACACAUCUAUCUAAAGCCAUGGGUACAAUUGGUGUCAGUUUGUCCGGCUGUUCAAUACCUGGCACUGGCAGCUCAUUUAAAUUGGAUGAAACAGAAAUGGAGCUUGGUCUUGGUGCUCAUGGAGAGGCUGGAGUCAAAAGAAUGAAAAUUCUUCCUGCAAAUGAAACCGUGGAAGUUAUGAUUGACCAUAUGAUGAACCCAUCCCAUGCCAGUCAUAUUACAAUAGAUAAUGGUCAGAAAAUUGCACUUACUAUGAAUAAUCUUGGUGGUUUAUCGGAGAUUGAAAUGUUUGUGUUGGGUAGGAGAGCUAUUGAAUAUUUAGAGAGUAAAGGACUGUCUGUUGUUCGAUGUUACAAUGGUCAUUUUAUGACUUCACUUGAUAUGGCUGGAUUCAAUUUAAACAUUUGCAAAGUGAAUGACGAGACUUUAAAAUGCCUGGAUGCUGAUACAAAUGCACCAGGCUGGCCACGAGUGUGUGUGUCGAAGAACACCGGGUUUAAUAGGAGAAAUAAUGAUCCAGUUGUGCCUUUGAAUGAUAAGUCUUUGGAAGCGGUUGGGGAGAGUGUAAAUUUUCCUGAUAAAAAUAAACUACAAGUUGGUCAUGCAUUAAUAGAGGCAAUUACUCUGGCAUGUCAAUCACUCAUCUCAAAUGAAGCAUUUCUGAAUGACUUGGAUACCUCUGCUGGUGAUGGUGAUUGUGGGUCCACCCUAAAACGUGGUGCAAAUGAGGUUUUAAACCGCUCCCGUUCGUGGAAAUGUGAAAAUGUUGAGCAAGUGCUGUUACAAAUGGCAGGCUGUGCCGAAAAAUCUAUGGGUGGUGCGUCUGGUGGCCUUUAUAGUUUGUUUUUUACAGCAGCUUCACACAGGGCCCAAGCAUAUACAGUUGAAUCAUGGAAUGACUGCUUGGCAGUCGGCAUUGCAGCAAUAUCUAAAUAUGGGGGUGCAGAGCCUGGAGAUAGGACUAUGCUUGAUGCUUUGGUUGCUACUAGAAAUUCGUUGGAAACGAGUAUAUCUGAGAAUGCUUCUAUCAAAACAGCUGCUCAAAAUGCAGCCAAAGUAGCACGGCAGGCAGCUGAAGCUACAGCCACAAUGAAGGCAAAAGCUGGCCGUGCAAGUUGUGUUGCUGCCAAGUUACUUACCCAGCCCGAUCCUGGUGCAAUGGCUGUUGCAAUUUGGGUUGAAGCGUUAGCAAAAACUUUAUAAAUUUAGCGUUUUUAAAGCGUGAUGUGCCAGUGUUGUGUUAAAUUUAAUUUUGACCUUUCUUUAAGAUAUCAAUUAUUAUAUCUAAAUGGUGUCAGCUUUAUAAUUUUUUCUUUGCGUUUCUUGCAAUUAUUGAUCCUGUCAUCCUGUUAGUACCUAUUGUAUAUGACUUAUUAUUUGUUCUGACUUUAUGCAACAUGCUCUAUAAUUUGAUUGUUGGCAGUUCCACCAACAGUCAGAAACAAAUUCCAUUUGGACUAAUAAUUGUAUCUCGUAUGUCCUAGUUAUGCAUUUUAUUAUCUGAAGCAAGUUUUAUUUUUUAAUCUUCUAAUUUUUUAUAAUUGUAUUGUUUUAAUCUUACCACUAACGAUUGUUUGUUUGUAGUAUUACCACAUUUUGUCAACAUCAAAUCGAAAGCACUCCAAUUAUUGUAGUAACGAAUUUAUUAAUGUAAACAAAACUUUCCGAUGAACAAUUUAGCAUGAAUAUCUGAAUUAAACAGAAA
Molecule: messenger RNA, 2500 nt
Organism: Ciona intestinalis (vase tunicate)
Lineage: Eukaryota; Metazoa; Chordata; Ascidiacea; Phlebobranchia; Cionidae
Product: triokinase/FMN cyclase
Biological process (GO): glycerol catabolic process
Cellular component (GO): cytosol
Molecular function (GO): glycerone kinase activity
Source: RefSeq, a predicted model, not a curated record